UCUCGGACAAGUCCAUAGUUACUUUUUUUUUUUCCAACUUUCUACUAUCAGACAUUCAGACUAUCUUCUCUGAAAUUUCUGAAAAGUUGUCUUUCUUCGUUUCUUACAUAAGCUUAUCUAAUCAUCUUUGAUACUUGACCAAAAUCAAAUAUCAAUCAUAGUAUAGUUCGUGUUACAGCGUAAUCAUGGCGAUGAUAGGUACCAAUCUGCAAGCAAAUAGUAGCAUCAAUUUCAAAGGCAUGGAACCUAAAUUAUAUCUUGCAGCACUGAAGGGCUCCUUUGAUGAAAUAACUUCCAUAUCUAAUUGGAAGGAACAAUCAACCCCCAUUGGAAACAAUAUCCUCCAUAUUCACACCGAGAAACCGCUCCAAAAGGCCUCCAAGGAUUGCAAAAAGAAGAUUAACAUCAAGUUCAUCCAAGAGGUUCUCAACGAUAACGAAGACUUUUCUAUAGCAGGAUAUUCGUUAUUGUGGAAGGAGAACAACAACGGAGAUACCCCUCUGCACCUGGCUGCUAGAUUCGGGCAGGAUGAGGCAGUUCAAGUGUUCCUCGAACGAGCUAACAACGUGAGUCAAGAAGAGCUGAUACGGAUGCUAAGGAUGAUCAACAAGAAUAAGGAUACCGCCUUGCACGAAGCAGCUCGGAGGGGGUCUGAAGCUGUGGUGAAGCUGCUAGUGAAGGCAGAUACUAGUUGCCUACAUGAAUCUAACGAGGUGGGCGAGACACCUCUCUAUCUGGCUGCUGAAAGAGGAUCUACUGCUUCAGUUGCUAUGAUUCUAGAGACCUGUGACCCAACAGCUUUGGGUUAUGCUCAUAAAGGUCCUUGUGGUCGAACCCCUCUUCACGCUGCUGUCCAAUGGGGUAACUCAGAAAUGGUGCGAAACAUGCUGGAGAAAGAUACCUCGUUAAUCAGAAUUCAAGACGAUGAAGGGUUAACUCCACUGCAUUGUGCUGCAGCAGAGAUCAGCAAGUUUAAGCUUCUUAAGAUGCUUUUACAUUAUGACGACAAAGACAUCAAUGAAUCAUCAGCACUAUAUAUACAAGACAAUAAGGGGAGAACAGCUCUGCAUAUCGCAGUACUUCGGGCUAACUGGGAUGCCAUUAAGAAACUCACAGCACGCCGCCCAGACUGCACCGAGAUAGUCGACCAUCAUGGGCAAAAUGCAGUACAUUAUGCUGCAAAAUGGGGAUGUCUUAAUAAAUUCGAAACCUUCUUAGAGAAAGGACAAUUUGACAAUCUUCUUAAUAAGAAAGAUAUGGAUGGAAAUACGCCUCUUCAUCUUUUCGCAACAUGUAUUCCUAACCUUGGUCAUGCUUGUCUAGUCCUACUCCCAUUUUUCAUCAGAUCAAACGACCAUAAUCUGGACCUUAUGGUGUUUAAUAAACAAAAACUUACUGUUGGGGAUAUCUUGGCUACUAAAUUUCACAUGUUUCAUCCUGAUCCUAUUAUACAACGACUUAGAAGCUGGAUGGCUCCAAGGGGUAAGAAAGUUAGCACAUAUGAAGAAGAGAUUGAUAUUGAGAAAGCAAAUUCGAAAGCAGAAUCAAAACUUGUGGCACUGAGAAAAGCAGCUCAAGGGCAGUCCUUAGUUGCAACUUUAAUCGCAACAGUAUCUUUUACUGCUGGAUUCACCUUACCAGGUGGAUUCAAUCAAAAUUCUGGAGAUAAAAACAUAGGAAUGGCAGUGCUUCAGAGUAAAUCUUCCUUCAAUAUUUUCUUGAUUUCAGAUGCUAUAGCCUUUACAUGCUCCAGUCUUGCAAUACUCUCCUACUUCACUAUUAUAACUACAGAAUCUACCUGGAGUAUUGAGUCACUCUCGUUUACUGCACUUUUCUUGAACACAGUUGCAUUGGGUGCAUUGAUGUUAGCAUUUACUACUGGUGUGUCUGUUGUUCUAUCUCAAUCACCUCAUCUUGUGUAUGCCUUAUGGGCUAUUCUCAUGCUUUUCUUCACCCAAUACGCCUUGCUAGUUUUUCGAACUGGUCGAGCUGCACUGCGCUUUGCAGCUAGAUGUAGUGCAAGAAAUCAUCAGCUUUUCCAGUAAGAUUGCAAAUUAAUAAUAUGACACUGAGAUGAGACAUUAUAUGAGACAGAGCAUCCAUUACAAAAGGGUAAUAUUACCAUAUCAAUAUGAUCAUUGUAAUUCACCUUAGAGGUAAGUAUGUAUGAUGCUUUCUAUGAGUAAUAGUUGAUCUACAUAUCACGAUUUUGAACUAAGUGGUUUGAUUGUUGUCACAUGUAAUACUGGUUGCUUGUUUGUUGGUUGAGUUUGAUUUUUGAGAUGAAAUUCUUUUGUUUAAGACGAGAUAGCACAUUUUAAUUUGGAUUAUCAGCAUUAUAAGUCGAAUUUCGGUUGAAGAAUGCCAAAAAAAUCAUAAUUAAGUUCCUCAUGAUAGUGAUACCAAGUGAGGCGGGAUUGUAUUUGAAUUAUAAAAUUGAGGAAUGAUAUCAAAUAAUAUUUUUCAUUUCUUUCUA
This is a messenger RNA of Beta vulgaris subsp. vulgaris (sugar beet), 2476 nucleotides long. Its product is annotated as ankyrin repeat-containing protein At5g02620. Lineage: Eukaryota; Viridiplantae; Streptophyta; Magnoliopsida; Caryophyllales; Amaranthaceae. Gene Ontology annotation, cellular component: plasma membrane. The coding region runs from base 186 to 2045 and encodes 619 amino acids. The transcript is spliced from 4 exons. The record is from RefSeq and is a predicted model, not a curated record. Gene Ontology annotation, molecular function: protein phosphatase regulator activity; protein phosphatase 1 binding.